Bicyclus anynana (squinting bush brown) is the source of this 1533-nucleotide messenger RNA. RefSeq names its product inhibin beta B chain (gene daw). The transcript has 5 exons. The record is from RefSeq and is a predicted model, not a curated record. Gene Ontology annotation, cellular component: extracellular region. Gene Ontology annotation, biological process: SMAD protein signal transduction; BMP signaling pathway. The coding region runs from base 117 to 1178 and encodes 353 amino acids. Lineage: Eukaryota; Metazoa; Arthropoda; Insecta; Lepidoptera; Nymphalidae. Gene Ontology annotation, molecular function: growth factor activity; cytokine activity.
UAAGCGGGCGCGCGCGCGACCAGUCGCGCACCGGCCACCGCCGUCGCCGCACGCAUGUGUCUCCCGCGCCUCCUCUCAUACUUCAUCUGCAUCCGCCGGAGGAACCUGCCGCGAGUAUGCGUGUGUUCUACGUGCUCCUCCUGGGCCUCAUCCCCGACUUGGGGAACAUCGGUGCUUGCGCGAACUGCGUCAGCGCGGAGCUGACUGUGAGGGAGUUGAACGAUGUGAGGAUAGAGUUCGUGAAGCAGCAGAUCCUGAGGAAGCUGAGGUUGAGCAGGAAGCCGGCGGUGGCGGUGCCCGUCAACAGCCUGCCCGUGCCGGUGGCGCAGGGCCAGACGCUGAGCCAGGGCACCGACAAGCCGCCAGAGUUCGACGAGUACUACGGCAGAACGGAGCAGAAGAUCAUAUUUCCAGUCGAAGGGGAAUGCCUAACGUCCGGCCGCUACCCGUUCACAUGUCUGCAGUUCGAGUUGCCACCCGACGUGGAGCCGGAGGAGGUCACUGUCGUCGAGUUGUGGUUCUAUAAGGAGCGUGACCCAUUCGAUGAGUACAACCAGACGUUCGUGAUAUCAGAGGCGGCGCACUGGGACCGCCAGCAGCAGUUCAAGAAGACCAAGCCCAUCGCCAUCAAGGAGACGGACACGCGCGAGGGCUGGGUGCGCGUGGAGCUGGCCUGGGCCGUGCGGGUGUGGCUCGAGGGGCGCGAGCGAGUGCACACACUGCACGUUGCUUGCAGGACAUGUCAGUUACGCAAAGCACCGCUGUCUUUCCACGAGAAACACCGGCCGUUCCUCGUCCUCUACACAAAGUAUGCGGGCAAGAGACGGCGAGGACGCGCGCUGGAGUGCGGCGCCACCACCAGCGAAUGCUGCAGAGAGCCGCUCUACGUCAGCUUCCGCGAGCUGGGCUGGGACGACUGGAUCAUCCGCCCCGAUGGAUACCACGCUUACUUCUGCAAGGGGUCUUGCGCGCCCAUUUCCGCUGUUUCACAAGCGGAUAGCUACCACCAUAAUAUCAUAAGGAAAUACUUCUACACGGUGGAGAGGCGCGCAGAGUUCAAGCCAUGCUGUGCUCCGACCACAUUCAGCUCUCUCCAACUGCUGUACAUGGACUCCAACAACACGGUGACACAGAAGACCCUGCCCAACAUGGUGGUGGAGUCUUGUGGGUGCAUGUGAGAACUACUGUAGUAUAUUUUGUGUAAAUAGGUAUUAGUUGAUGUUAAGUGAUAGUUUGUCUAGUGCUGGUUGAUGUUGAAUGAUAGUUUUGAGUGAUAGUGACAAUUUGAUGUUUUGUGAUAGUUGAUUUUAAAUGGUUUAAUGGUGAUUAUUGAUCACUGAUACAGAUUGCGGCAAGUAAGUUGAUUCAAAAUAGCGGUCACUUGCGUAGGUACAAAUGAAAUGGUUAUGGUGGAAAUACAAAUGCUUUACGAUUAACCGUGAAUUUGAAGAUGUCAAAGAACUGAAAAUUUCGUAUAGGUAGUGCCACCAAUUUUCUCACUAACUUUCUAAGCCGGUGGCCAAAACUUUAACU